AUGAACCAACCAGGCACAAACCUACCCAUCAGGAAACAACCAGGGUUGAAACAAUCAGGCAUGAUCCAAUCAGACAUGAAUUCUUUCCGAGUGAGACCUGCGGAGGCUCGGGACUGCCCUGAAAUCUUGCGCUUGAUUAAAGAAUUGGCUGCUUGUGAAAACAUGCCAGAUGCAGUGAAGUUAACAACGGAUUUACUCAGGGAUGGCUUUGGGGACAACCCUCUUUUCUACUGCCUGAUUGCAGAAGUACACAAUCAACAUAAACCAUUAGGCAUAGUGACCGUUGGAUUGGCCAUGUACUACUUUACAUAUGACCCCUGGAUUGGCAAGUUACUUUACCUAGAGGACUUUUAUGUCAUACAAGCUUACCGAAGUCUAGGUAUUGGAGCAGAAAUGCUAAAGAGGCUAAGUCAGAUAGCCAUCAGAAGCCAAUGUAACUGCAUGCACUUUCUUGUCGUCAUUUGGAACCAGGCUUCUAUCGACUACUACACUCGUCGAGGGGCUUUAGACCUUUCCUCUGAGGAGGGCUGGCAUUUGUUCAGGUUUGACAGAGAAGAACUCAUGGACAUGGCUGGGGAAGAGUGA
Messenger RNA from Choloepus didactylus (southern two-toed sloth), 585 nucleotides. Its product is annotated as spermidine/spermine N(1)-acetyltransferase-like protein 1. Gene Ontology annotation, cellular component: cytosol. Bases 1 to 585 code for a protein of 194 amino acids. NCBI's taxonomy places the organism in Eukaryota, Metazoa, Chordata, Mammalia, Pilosa, Megalonychidae. Gene Ontology annotation, molecular function: N-acetyltransferase activity. The transcript is spliced from 6 exons. The record is from RefSeq and is a predicted model, not a curated record.